ACACCCAGUGAUCGGAACUGCGGAAAACUGAAAUCCGACUUCCGGUUACUAUCGUCUCCUGCAUUUGCGGUCAUAGUGUGUUCGCUUUUAUGUUCGGUUUAUGUUAGAAGAUUGGGGAAAAUGACAAUGAAUGCACUUGGUCAACAACAGCAGCCGAGACUCUUGACCCCACAACAACCAACUGUGCUGCCUCAAGUGGAUAGAGAGCGAAUAUAUCAAUGGAUCAAUGAGCUCACCAGUCCAGACAGCCGUGAAAAUGCUCUGCUGGAACUUAGUAAGAAGAGAGAGGUUGUUCCUGACUUGGCACCAAUGCUGUGGCAUUCAUUUGGCACAAUUGCAGCUCUACUCCAAGAAAUAGUAAAUAUAUACCCGGCCAUUAAUCCUCCUAAUCUUACGGCAUCACAGUCCAACAGAGUGUGUAAUGCUCUUGCUUUGCUGCAAUGUGUUGCUUCCCAUCCGGAGACAAGGUCAGCUUUUCUGCAAGCUCAUAUACCACUAUUCCUGUAUCCAUUCCUGCACACUGUCAGUAAGACCAGACCUUUUGAGUAUCUCCGACUUACCAGUCUGGGUGUAAUUGGUGCCUUAGUCAAGACUGAUGAGCAAGAAGUUAUCAACUUUCUGCUGAACACUGAAAUCAUUCCUCUGUGUUUGAGAAUCAUGGAAUCAGGCAGUGAACUUUCAAAAACAGUAGCCACAUUCAUCCUACAAAAGAUACUUUUGGACGAAACAGGUCUUGCCUAUAUCUGCCAAACUUAUGAAAGAUUUUCACAUGUUGCAAUGAUCUUGGGUAAAAUGGUGCUACAUUUGUCCAAAGAGCCAUCAGCCAGGCUGCUCAAGCAUGUGGUGAGAUGCUACCUGAGGUUGUCCGAUAAUCCUAGAGCAUGUGAAGCUUUGCGCCAGUGCCUACCAGACCAACUCAAAGACAGUACAUUUGCCACAUGUCUUAAAGAUGACAACUCUACCAAAAGAUGGCUUUCUCAGCUGCAAGUAAACCUAGAAGCACCCACCGGCCCAGGACCUGACCCUCGUGGCAUGACGACACCACUUCACCAACAGUGACUGGAACAAACUACAUAUGUCAAUAAACUCCCUGUUAAUGUGCUCUUUCAUCAGUCAUAACAUAUUCUAUCUUGGAUACUGUAUGGCUAGUAGAUUUCAAAGGCCCAGUUAAAGUCCUAUUGAUGGGACCUUCCCGGUUAUACUCAUCAGUCAUCAAAGUUAUUGUUUCAUGACAGCAUUUGAAUGAAAAGUUAUUAAUGUAUAAUUAGAUGUAACAUUUUGUUAUCUUAAGAAAUCUUGAAGAGGUUUAAUCUCUCAAUGCAUGUAGAAAAGUUUACAAUAAUAAUGGUUAGGCUCUCCUUUGUAUUAUAGAACAACUAAAUGCACUCCGUCUGGUAUUAUGUAUUUCAGGAAGUGUAAGUUGUCUUUGCAUGAGCCAAUGACAUGACUCACUCAUUUUUAUCUUGAUCACUUGGACUGAAGGUCCAUGUGAGCUUAUGGCAUGUUGUUUGUUACUUGUUAACUUUUGACUGCGAUUAGGUUAUCUAGCACUGUAACAGGACUCAAAUGUGUUCCCAACAGUCAAAUCAAAAUAAGAAAUAAAUAAAUGCAAAUUGCCAUAAACCCUAAAAAAAGGUUCUAAGGAACUACAAGGUCUUGAAAUAUAUAUAACUAUACAUAUAUAUGAUGUGUAGCAACUCAGUGAGAUUCAUAUUUGUUCAUGCUGGCAAGGAUUAUGUUGGGAGGUGUUUUCACUACGCAUUACAUUACAUUAUUGCAUUACAUUUGCCAAUCCGUCAUUGAUGAAUAUCAAACGUGACAGUAAUAUCAUUACAAUCUAGCAGUUUGUGCAUAUCCAUUUAAAACUGACAAUUGUAAAUGCCACCAAGCAUUUGUUUAUAAUGCCUUGGAUUUCUAAGUUUCACUUUCAUGUGUUGAGACUCAUUAACUCACAACACUUUUAGUCACAACAGUCAUAUUGCAUUAAUGGCCACAUAAUCAGGGACAACUGAUAAGAAGAAUCUCUUUAAAUAAUUUCUGGCUGGAGAAAUAGUGAGUGAUUGUAAUUUCUUGCUCACUUAUGAGAGAAUAAAUGCAAUAAAAUUUUUACACAUGCCACAGGGUCAUACAUAAUAUGCAUAUUAGGACCAGCCAAUGAAAAUGCAAUGUCUCGCAUCUCGCAAGGGAAUAUUAUCAUACGAUUGCUGUGGGUUUACCAGGUUAAUAAGUCACUUAUUCAAUGCAUUUUGUACUUUGAGUCCGCCGACUUUCACUUUUACCAAGACUCAUUCUGCAGUUUUAUUCAAAGAUUUGUGUAACAGUGUCAUUUUUUGUUAGAUCAUGAUUGAUUAAAGAGAAUAAAAACGUACACAUGAAUAAUGGUCAUUCCAGUAUUGGGAAUAUUUUUAACUGUAAUCAAAAUGCACACUGAUCAGUGACAUAUAUUGACAAAUUAUUAUUAUUAUUGUCUUUGACAUGUAUUUAAAAACGAUAAUAAAAAAUCAUAAAUCUCA
Molecule: messenger RNA, 2513 nt
Organism: Haliotis rufescens (red abalone)
Lineage: Eukaryota; Metazoa; Mollusca; Gastropoda; Lepetellida; Haliotidae
Product: CCR4-NOT transcription complex subunit 9-like
Exons: 9
Coding region: 121-1059 (312 amino acids)
Biological process (GO): negative regulation of translation; mRNA catabolic process
Cellular component (GO): CCR4-NOT complex; P-body; CCR4-NOT core complex
Source: RefSeq, a predicted model, not a curated record